AUGCAUAUUUAUAUGAUCAUAUUUUUAAUAUUGAAUUUUUCAUUCGAUGUUCAAUGUAUUACAUUAUUGGUAUUAUCUUAUUCAAUUACAUAUUAUAUAAAAUGGUUAUUAUUAAUGUUUGCUACUUAUAUAAUUAUUUUCGAAUUCAUUUUAAAUAUUUUAAAUCAUUUUGAAAUAUUAAAAUGUUUAUUUCAUUGUAUUACUUAUUUCAAUGUAAUUAAUUUAAACAAAUUAAAUCAUUUAUUAUUGGAUAAAGUAAAGAUUUCAAUUGAACAUUUAAUAAAUGAAUAUAAUUCUAUGUUAUAUAAUAUACGUCAAAUAUUAUUGAAUAUUCAUUUAUUUACAUUAAAAUUAAUUCAAAUCAUAAAUAAUAAUAAUAUAUGGAUUGAAUCUAUACAUAAUUCAUGUAAAAAUACUAAUGAGGUUUAUAAUUUGUGUCGAAAUUUUUUUAAUAAAGCAUAUUUGUUAUGUAUGAAUGAAUUAAAUACCAUGAAUAAUUCAUGUGAUUACAUAAUAUUUUAUAAAAAUAAUCUAUGUAAUUCAAUGCAAAUAUCUACUAAUGAAUGUGAUAAUUAUAAUCAUUUAAAUAUUACAUUGAAAAAGGAUUUAAAUGAUAAAAUAGAAAAGAUAUUCAAUACUAUUGGACAAGAGAAUAUAACAACAAUAAUGAUGAAUUCUAAUGAAUUUCAACAAAUGAUUUAUAAAAUGUAUGAUGAAAUUACUGAUUCCAAACAAAUUAGUAGUUUUAUGAAUGAUAUUGAAGUUAUGAAAUUAUCUAUUUCAUGGUUUUUAUUUUUAUGGUCAUUGGUUACUAUGACACAAUUAUUAAUAAAAGCAAUUGUAUUUAGAAAUUUAUGGUUGAGUAAAAUAACAUUUGAGAAUAGUUAUAUAACUUCAGAAUAUAUUCAGCAGGAGAAACAAGCAAUUCAACAAGGAAUUCCUUCAACGUUCCCACUUACACAUAAUGAAUCGAAGCAUUAUAAAUUAUUAACUAGUUUCAGUUGGAGUCACAAUGAAAAGAAUAAAAUGAAAUGUUCAAACACAUUGUUUAAUGUAUGGAUAAUUUUAAUUAUUAUAAUCAUAUUACUUAUUCAUAUUAUACACAAUUCUUUACUUUCUUUAACCUCUUUAAUUUCAAAUGAUUUCAUUCAGUCUAGAACAAGAUAUUCUCAAAAUGAUGAAUAUUUAAAUCUCAGUUCUGCAAUAUUCAAUAAAAUUCCGUCUCAACCAAUUAUUGUUAGUGGUACAUUUUAUGCAAAUAUUGUAAGAAAUAUACUCGAUUUACUAAUUCACCCAAAAGAUACAUUAAUUAAUAAUGAUGUUACAGUCUGUCACCCAAUAUUAAGUUCACAGGAUUUCAAUAAUUAUAUAAUCGUUAUAACAUUAUUAGUUCUAACAAUUAUAAGCCAAUUAAUUGAAGUAUAUAUUAUGAGAUUGCGUCAUAUAAUAAUGAUUUGGUAUUAUCCAGAAAGAUCAAAUCAGCGGGCAUCAUGGUUACGCGCUCAUAUACGAAAUAAUCGUAAACUUUUUAAUGACUUCAAAUAUACAUCGGGAGACACUACUGAUAAACAUGGUCGUUGUUUUACAAAUAAUCUAAAAACGAAGCAUGUUUUAGCAGGACUUAGUAUCAAACGUAUUACAUGUUUUCGGUGCAGUAAAGGAUGUUAUUCAUCAAAAAAACAAAAGCCGAUAGAGAAUGCUUCUCAAUAUUCUGAAAAUUUACAUGCGUGUAGUAUAUGUCAGCUGGAUCUUGGAAAUAUCUGCAUAAAAUGUCGUACAUUAUUAUCUUUGAAAUAUUCACAAAUUGGAUUAGAACAUUUAACCAAUGAAGAGUAUAUAACUAUGAAUUCAGUGUAUUCACUAAGAGAUGAUCAGUAUUGACGUUAACUUGUUAAUGAAUCUACAGUGGUAAAAACUGUAAAUUAUUAAUUUUGAUGAAUAUCAGUUAUGGAUUAUUUUACUAUAUGCAUAUUUCAGUAAAGUUUCAUUA
Schistosoma haematobium is the source of this 1990-nucleotide messenger RNA. Its product is annotated as DC-STAMP domain containing 2. The record is from RefSeq and is a predicted model, not a curated record. Lineage: Eukaryota; Metazoa; Platyhelminthes; Trematoda; Strigeidida; Schistosomatidae. The transcript has 4 exons. The coding region runs from base 1 to 1881 and encodes 626 amino acids. Gene Ontology annotation, cellular component: membrane.